Molecule: messenger RNA, 5255 nt
Organism: Drosophila bipectinata
Lineage: Eukaryota; Metazoa; Arthropoda; Insecta; Diptera; Drosophilidae
Gene: NetB
Product: Netrin-B
Biological process (GO): tissue development; animal organ morphogenesis
Molecular function (GO): protein binding
Source: RefSeq, a predicted model, not a curated record
UCGACGAGGCGACGCAGCAGAGUAACGGUAAACAGUCGCGACGUCACACAGGAACGCUAUCAAGGGCAGAGACGCUUAGAGAUUUCGUCGCUGUCAGAAGUAACGCCGUGUCGCGUCUUGUUUUUGUUUUUUGUUUGUUUAGUGAAACGAUCUGAUUCGCGCGUGUGUCUUGCAACAGGCAACAGUGAACCAAAUAAACUGAUCCACAGUAUAUAAUCAAAUAAAAAUAUAAACGAAUAGAGAGAGAGACUAUAGUGAGUUGGAGGAACUCGUGGAGUGCGAGGUAUCUCGAGUCUGAGUUAGUGUAUGGUUGAGAGUGCCAGGAAUCCACUAUGACAAUGGCAAGCCUGCUCCUGGCACUGACACUAGCGCUGAUCCUUGGCCUGGCCGUGGGUCCUCGACCAGCCUCCGCCGCUGGCGCCUCCACCAACGACCCCUGCUACUUUGAGGGCAAGCCGCGCAAGUGCCUGCCCAGCUUCGUGAACGCCGCCUACGGGAAUCCGGUUCAUGCCUCGAGUGUGUGCGGCGGCCAGCAGCCGGAGAGGUACUGCGAAUUGCUGCGCGACGGUAGCACCGGCGAGUGCCGCACCUGCGACAUGCAACAGCAGCAGCAGCAACUGCGGUAUGGAGCUGCCGCACUGACCGACUUGAAUAACCCCAGCAAUGUAACUUGCUGGCGGUCGGGGGGGGUCAAUGUGCCCCACGACCCGGACAGCGCGCCGCCGGACAAUGUGACCCUGACCCUGUCACUGGGCAAGAAGUACGAGCUAACUUACAUCUCGCUGUCGUUUUGCCCGCGCUCCCCCCGCCCCGACUCCCUAGCCAUCUUCAAGAGCUCCGACUUCGGGCAGACUUGGCAGCCGUUCCAGUUCUACAGCUCCCAGUGCCAGAAGUUCUAUGGCCGCCCGGAUCGGGCCAAGAUCUCCAAGUUCAACGAACAAGAGGCACGUUGCAUUAAUUCCCAGCACGAUGUCAGCGGCGCCGGGGCUGGCACAGGAGGCGCGCCCCAACGAUUCGCCUUCAAUACCUUGGAGGGGAGACCCUCUGCCAACGAUUUGGACGCCUCCCUGGUGCUCCAGGACUGGGUGACCGCCACCGACAUCCGAGUGGUUUUCCACCGCCUGGAACUGCCACCGCAAUUGCUGAAGGCUAAGAACGCCAACAGCUUCAGCGACGAGAUGGGAGGCAGUCAGGAAACGGACGAUGACAACGACGACGCCGAUCUGGAACUAGACGGCGACCAGGACGAGUACGAUUACAAUCUACAGGACAACGAUAGCGGCGACGCUGGCUACGACGAAGAGUACGAGGAGCCCAAGAAGAAGCUGGAGCUUGACGACGAACUGCAUCUGGACUACGCCAGCGAUGGCGAAGCGUCCAAACGGCACUCCUCCAAGCACAAGGGAAAUCUCUAUGAGAAACACUACCAAGGAAAGCUCUCAGCCACCACACCACCCGAAUCGUCCAAGAGCACCCCGUCCAGCACCACCACCGCCUCUGCCGUCGCCCAAACAGUCCUGCCCGUUUCCCAUCAGUAUGCUGUCUCUGACUUUGCCGUCGGUGGGCGUUGCAAGUGCAACGGCCAUGCUUCCGAAUGUGUGGCCACCGCCGGAUCCACGACCGGAUCAGGACUCUCGGACCCGGACGAUGGCCAGGACGAAGACUCGCACCUCGCGGCAGGGCACUUCGGUCGCAGCUCCCUGCCAUUGCAAAUGGGCUUCAAACUGGCCAUGACUUGCGCCUGCAAGCACAAUACCGCUGGACCCGAGUGCGAGCGUUGCAAGCCCUUUUACUUCGACCGCCCUUGGGGCAGGGCCACCGACCAAGAUGCCAACGAGUGCAAAAUGUGCCAAUGUAAUGGACAUGCCCGAAGAUGUCGAUUUAAUUUGGAGCUUUACAAACUAUCCGGCAGAGUCUCUGGAGGAGUGUGCUACAACUGCCAGCACGACACCACAGGAAGAUACUGCCACUAUUGCCGCGAAGGAUACUACCGAGAUGCCAACAAGCCGCCAAAUCAUCGCAAAGUCUGCAAGCGAUGUGACUGCCACCCCGUAGGCUCGACUGGCAAGACGUGCAACCACCUGAGCGGACAGUGUCCUUGCAAGGAGGGCGUUACCGGACUGACCUGCAACCGCUGUGCCCGUGGCUACCAACAGACACGCUCCCAUGUGGCGCCCUGCAUCAAAGUGCCAACCAACGCGAACAUGAUCCAGGCCGAGAGCGCCGGAGGCGGCGCAAACGGGGACUACAAGAACGGUGGUAGCUCGCAAGCCGAGGAAAUGAAGAAAUACUGCGGCAAGUGCAAGGCCAGUCCGAGGAAGCUCAAUCUGAACAAGUUUUGCAUGGAGGACUAUGCAAUUUUGGCCAAGGUGAUUGGUUACGACCGUGCCUCCCAGGACAUUAGCACCGAAAAGUUUUCCAUAGAGCGACAGAAUGAGAUCUACAAGUAUGAAAUCAACAUUCAAACGAUUUUCAAGCGGAAUCCUAUGUCCGGCACGACCAGUUCUCUCCUGGGACGUGGCAACAUGAUGCUGCUCGUGCCCCGCAAGAGUAUCGAAUGUCAGUGCCCCAAAAUAAAACUAAAUAAAUCGUAUCUGAUCCUUGGACGCGACUCGGAAGCGGCGCCAGGAUACCUGGCAAUCGGUCCAAGCUCGGUAGUCCUAGAGUGGAAGGACGAGUGGUCGCUGCGCAUGAAGCGGUUCCAACGGCGGGCGCGAAAAUGCAGUUGAAUCGAACCGGAAACGGAAUAUGUCAGAGCGGAUUUCAAUUUCACACACUUGGCUAGAUAUCAGUUUUUGUAUAAAUUGUACAGUUUACUCAAAUUUCUCACCUUCUUCGGCAUUGUGCUAUAAAUUAAUUAAACCAAGACAGUCAGAUCAGCAGAGCCCCCAAAUUAGUUUCCCCACCAUUCCCCGGAUACCCACUAUAAACACGCAUCUUAUUAACUCCUAGAUCACCGGCUCCAGGGGCAUUUCUCUAGUCCAUAAAGUAGUAAACUUCGCGAAAAAACAGGCAGGCAGACGAAAAGCAAAGAACAUUAAAACAAAGUCAACAGCGGACAGGCUGCAUACGACAGAACAUUAUGUAUAUCCCCUUCAUAAAACACCAAAUGCUAAUUACAGUUACUUGCCAAUGGCGAUGGGCGGUGUCCAUAACAGUUAUGGAUGCCAUAAAAAACAGUUAUAAAUUGAAAACAAGUGCGAAAAGAAGCCGUCGCGAGCAAAUAUGACUUAAAUAUGAUAUACCACGUGCUAGGGAUGUGCACAAGGUUGAUGCGCGACACGAUACGGGUUCAACUAAAGUCAAGGUACAAUUUUUUUUAAUAUUGAUAAGUAAUGAGCAAACAUCUAAAAAGUAGAAAAUGUAACGACAUAAAUUCCUUGUAUUCCCAAAAGGCGGUAGGAAGACGAAACAAGCCGGAUCAACACAUAAGUGCAUUCAUAAACCAACACAUGAGCCGUGACCAAAUAGCAGGCCUUUAAACAAACAAACACAAAAGUAUACAUUUGUAUCUUUACCCUGGAUUUGUAGAGACGACGCGCUUUAUCCGAAAUCAUUUAUAAAAAGAAAUACAAGCUUUUAUUCAAAUUAUGAAAAAAAAUUUACGAAACUGGAAUAUACAUUUUAAAUACAAGUUCAUUAAACCACACCACUGGCUUGGAAUCAUGGCUAAAAUGACAAAUAUUUGUUUGGGGAACAAAAAUAUUUAAAUUUCUAUCCAAAAAUGCGUAAAGUCAUAAUUUUCAUUAGUUGUCUGGCUUGCACCAGGCCUUUUUUGGACCCCGCCUUAAAACACUUCCCUUUAUUUAAACAUCGAUUCAACAAUUUUAAUUUUUGCCAAGUACAAUUUUUCUGAACAAUUUCCAUUGGUUCCAUUUUUUUUUUGGCAAUUUGGUAGUUUUCGGCCAUCUAUUUAAAGUAUUGUUUGCAUAUGUUUGGUCAAACGCAAAUCGUCUCUUGGAACUGUAUGCAAACAGUUUUUGAAAGCAAUUAUGCUCAUGUUUAUUGACAUUUUGCUAGUUGAUUUUUCACGCGGGUUUGCACAUCAAUUUGUUCGAUGAAUUCAUCAAUAACAGGCAUUUAAAAUAUAUUUAUUUCAAUAUAAUUUUUUAAUUUGAGUUAUACAUGUAAAUAAGGUGUAUUUCUCCUCCUCUUCGUUCCUCCGAAAUCGAAGGCGUCGGGGCUGUGAACUUGUUUUUUGGAGCCAAGUGUGUGGGCAGCCGUCACUUGAUAGACAUUCCCCAGGUCUACACCUCAACGCAUUCGACUCUGACAUAAUAUCAGCGAUAAAUAUUUUACAAUUUAAACUAAAAUAAAUAAAAGGCUCUUCAGCUUCUUUUGGGGUGGACUAUUUAACAGCUACACUUGGGCAACAGCAUUCAAGUGAACUUUGAACCUGACGCAUACAUACCUUUAUAGAUAUACAUAUGUAUGUAUGUGCAUGUAUUGUGAUGUAUACACAUACCUAUUUCCACACCAAACUCCCCUUAAUCCCUCCUGAACCAACUCGAUUGCAGUUACAUUUUUUCGAUGUUGCUGCGGAUUAAACAUGUUUCGGCUCAAAAUGUAACAUGAUAUAUGACAGCCGGGUGUCGAACUUGAUAAAUGUUUUAAUGAAUUUAUUUUCGUGUUUAUGUUCUGUCUGCCAUUCGCCAGAAAAUGACUGAAUCGGGAUCUUUUUGCCCGACUUUGGGCCAAACAACUUUUGUAAGCAAUGUAUCGUGUGUGUCCCUCUGUCCGCCAAUGUUUCCCUCAGUCCCUGGGCCCAUUACCAUUCACAAGUUAUUGAGGUCCGACCGUGACCAUGAUGUAUGAUAAAUCAAAAUAGGGGCACAAAACACAUGCCGGACAGUUAACAAGCAGCGGCAUUUAAGCCGAGAUUUGUAUUCCCAUUCACUCACUGGAUCACUCCGGCCAGGGACGCAUAAUUAGCCUGGAUCUAUUCUUGGCUAACAGGGCGUAGGAGUCAUACCAAAAGUCACUGACUUGUACAACAACAGUUAAUAUGGAAAAGGAGCUUUAUUCCCAGUCACUUAAAUGAAAAAUCCCAUUAAAAUUUUAAAAUUUUCUAUAAGUUUAACAAUUUGUCUCUUCGUUUUCUUAGUAGAGUGUCUCUUCAUAGAUUCGAAUUACCCACUUUUCUGCGCAACAAGUUUUCCGAAACCCCAAAACAAGCUUGCAUAUUUUUAUACCCUUGCAGAGGGUAUUAUAAUUUUGGUCAAAAGUGUGCAACGCAGUGAAGGAGACAUCUCCGA